GCUCUGGGCCAGCCGCCACCCUUUUUUUUUCUGAUGGGGGAACCAUCCCCAGAUGAAGCGGAGCCAAUGCGCCCAGUGGACGCGCUCCUACAGCCACCCUCGACCUCCGAAGGGACGGCUCGUUGGUGGCACUGGGGCGCCAAAAGCUUUGUCUCUUUGGGGGUCGUGGCUCUGACUGCUGCAGCUGCCCUCUCCGCGUCCUCCACGUCCUCCGCGCCGAGCUCUGCGGACAGCAGCAACACCUUGCGACUGUUGGCGACGACACUCAGUUGUCCCAGCGUGGACUGUGGCCAGUUUGCCCGGUCCAGACACAGAGGUCAUUGCAAAGGACCGGAGACUUCGAAACAUUGUCAAAAGAAAUGCUGCAAGCGCAUCAACUGCGAUCACAUCGUGGGUUUCAGCUGUGGCUCCAAUAUAGGGCCCAGCUUCAUGGCAAGGAUGGUGCCACAUGGCUUAGAAGGGCUUCAUCGGCAUAGGAAGCACUGCAAGGGUGAAGACGAUUGCAAAGAUCGCUGCUGUCAAGGGACGUGUGCAGAAACGACCUGUUCAGCGCCAUAUUUGUUCAAAAGGCCCUUUCCACCAAAGUUGUGCACCCUGUCCACCUGCCAGUCGCAGUGCUGCUACGACGAAAGCUACUGCGGCAACGGGCUCAACGCUUGGUCAUCGGCGUGCAAGGCCGGCAAGAGCAAGCUGGAGUGGUGUGAAGGUGAGUUGAUGGUCUCACGAUCUUCGGUCACACAGUCUGAGUGGAAUCACCUGGUCUACGAGAAGGUGGAUGCAGGUGCACUGCCUCCUGGAUGUGAGGAGGACUCCAUUGUGGAUUGCAGGGUGAAUCUACACUAUUCGCUCGUCAGCGUCUUCACGUUCCACAGAUCCGACGAGGGCGUCUCGGUGAACACCGUGGCGGUGGUGCCGGGAGCCACCGAAGCCUUGAGCGGAGGAGAUGAUCAGCAAGUCUUCAAAUGGAGAAUCGUCCAGGGCAAUGUGGGCAUCCUGAGAAACUAUUCAUCUCACACUGCCGCCAUCAAACAGGUCUACCCUUUUGCCGAUGCCACCUUCUUCUGUGCCGCCACUGCAAAGGAGGCGAUGGUAUGGCUGGUGCAGGCUGGGCAUGACCACAAGGAUUCCAUUGAGAUGGAGUUUACCCCUGAAGAUCCACGGAAAGGUGCUGGUCCUGUAGGUGUCACGGGCUGCAUUGGGCUGAAUACCUACGAGACGGCAGUGGUGGGAUUGACCAACAGUUAUGCAGCAUUGUGGGAGUGGAAAGUAAGCCACUUCCUCAGUAUCCCAGUGGACCCAAAGUUGGAAUUCCGCUGGGAGAUCGAAAAAGAUUUUGGAUACUACAAGCAUUGGCCCGCCUGGGACACUGGCCACGGCAUCAAAAAGGCCUUGCUCUCCUGGUGGGAACAUCGCUACCAUUUGUGGAGGGGUUAUGCAGAACGACGACUCACAGACACUGAGACCGAGCCAUCUCAAGGGGUUGUGCCGCCUGAAGCUGCUCCAGCUCCUCCAAAUCCUCCUCCAAAUCGCGAUCUGAAACACAAGUGGUUGGACGAGGUACACAUACGCGCCAAAGUGAAAAAAUCCUCCCUGUGGUACCUGCAUAAGAAGCUACGGCGCUCCAGUAAAGCUGCCCCAUGGGACAACACCUUCACGAACUUGAAUUGGGGUGAUGUCCCCAACUUCUUCUACAAACCCGAUGGCUGGGGAGCCGUGACAGCUCUGGUGGAGAUCCCUUCGGAUACCCUUUUCGUGCUGGGCUACGAGGAUGGAAGCAUCCGCACUUGGCGCACCUACAACGGUUUCAUCGUUUCGGUGAUUCCCAAGGCCCACGCUGGCGGCGUGAACGCGCUGCUGGCCGCGCCCGCGGGCGGCUCCUUUUACUCCGGGGGCCACGAUGGAUUCAUCAAAAUAUGGCGCGCCAUCAAUGGCCAUCCGGUGGGCAUUAUCUAUUCUGCCUUUGCAGGCCCUGUGGCGAGCUUGGCAAUGAUCCCGGGGGGAAACGCAAUCUACUCGGGACAUUACAGUGGUUUGGUCUACCUCUGGGCCGUGAGCGGCACGGCGCUCUGUAAGUUGGACACCGAGGGUGGCAAGGUCAACAGCCUGGCGGUGAAUCCAGGCACCAUCGGACAGCUGCUGAUCGCGCAGGAGAACGGCUACGUGACCGUUUGGUCGCAACGCUGAGGAUGUGACUCGAUGUUUCCGAGCGUCCUUAAAUGAUGGGAGAAGUCAGGAGUCACCCAGGCUUUUGAAAGGUGCCCCAACUAAGAUGUUUGGGGGGUUGAUGGGAUAAUGGAGAGCUCAGUAGAAUUUGGAAAGAUCCGGGGUGCGGGGUGAGGAUUGACAAAUAGUGAAUUCCUACGUGAACCUUUCACCCCAAAGGGGUUUGAGUUUUUUCCAGCUCAAAGAAUAGCAGCGUGCGAGUGGAAGGUGGUGUGCGAGC
Cladocopium goreaui is the source of this 2443-nucleotide messenger RNA. NCBI's taxonomy places the organism in Eukaryota, Dinophyceae, Suessiales, Symbiodiniaceae. The record is from the annotation of a GenBank genome assembly.